Polychytrium aggregatum is the source of this 4206-nucleotide messenger RNA. Its product is annotated as nucleoside diphosphate kinase. Gene Ontology annotation, biological process: UTP biosynthetic process; GTP biosynthetic process; CTP biosynthetic process. The coding region runs from base 326 to 4072 and encodes 1248 amino acids. Gene Ontology annotation, molecular function: nucleoside diphosphate kinase activity. The transcript has 18 exons. NCBI's taxonomy places the organism in Eukaryota, Fungi, Chytridiomycota, Chytridiomycetes, Polychytriales. The record is from RefSeq and is a predicted model, not a curated record.
UUACUCAGAUGAAAAUAGGGCACAUGCACUUCCGUUUUGUCGGCGUAGCUGUGAUAGCCAGUGUCCAGCAGGCCUUUCAAAGGAGUCGUCUUGGUAGCCUCCGAGUGAAGACAUUGGUCUCCACAAUCGCCUGCACAAGAUGGCCAUCUUGCGCACCGCACCGAUGUGGCAUUCGAUAUUGUGCAGCUGCUGGGAUUCUUCCGGCUCCUGGCAAAGUGGGAAUUUGCGACGCUGGGCUGCGCUUGAUCUCGACAUGGCGCUUGAAUCUUGACCUCCCCAGCGACAAUCCGCAUUCCCUACCCAUCCUCUACCUCACCCUGCAUCGAUGGAUCAACCUCCCCUCAGGAGGAGGGCCCGGCCUGCCGUCCCCCCUGGGAGAGCGCCUCAAUCACAGCGUCCUGCUCGGUCCUGCCGGGGCUGGUGGACAACCGUCCAAGCCGCCGCCGUCGUCGCUGUCGUCGCCGUCAUACUCUUCUCCGUUGUUCCUCUUGCUCGCCCACCGAAUACCUCGGCUCCACACGCUGUCGAGCACCACGACACUGCCCCGUAUCCAGUUCAGCUUCAGCAGCCUGUCUAUCCAGCACCCGACGAGAUGAGCGCCCACGGCAAACGUGUCGAGGUUCAAGUCUCGCAUCAUAUCACCAACGACGAGGAAUGGAAGCGUAUGCUCACCCGCAAAGGCGUCCUUAUCGUUUUGGAUGUGUUCUCGAAAUGGGCUGGGCCCUGCGAAUCAAUGCAAAACAUCUUCAAGCGCAUGAAGAUGGAUUACGGAGAAGAACUUGCGGUCGUCCAGGCUCAAGCAGACGGAAUCGCCGCGCUCGAAAAGUUCCGGGAUCGAUCCUGCCCGUGCUUCAUGUUCUUCUACGAUGGUACUCUCGUCAACAUCAUCAAGGGGCCAAAUGCCCCCGUUAUCGAGCGCACCGUCAAGGAGCAGGUUGCGUUGGUCAAGAGCGGGCAGCCCCCAGUACCGUACGUCGUCGACGGACAGAUGCCCGGGCUCAGUAUGCAGGCCAAGGAGGUGUCCGAUGCCAUCCAAAGCAACGCCGAGCUAAAUGGCGGCGCCGAUGCGGAAGAAACCCUGGCCAUCAUCAAGCCCGAUGCGAUGCAUCCUUCGGUGAUUGACGAAAUAAUGGAGCUGAUCAAACGCAACCGCAUCGAAGUUGUUCGCAAAAAGAAGAUAUGGCUCACCCACGACGAAGUCAAGGAAUUCUAUGUCGAACACCAGAGCAAGGCAUUCUUCCACAUCCUCACAAGCUAUAUGUCAUCGGCUCCCUGCAUUGCCCUCGUUCUCAAAAAGGCCAACGUGAUCGCGUUGUGGAGAGGAAUGAUGGGUCCAGCAAACUCACACCGUGCAAAAGACGAGCACCCCAAGAGCAUUCGUGCCUUGUUCGGCACAGAUAACCUAGUCAACGCAGUCUAUGGCUCUGACAGCGCCGCAUCCGCGGAACGAGAUAUCCACUUUAUGUUUGAAACACCGCACGUACUCGAGAUGCCGAUGCCCGAGGUCACGCACUCCAUGAAGGCGUCGCUCCAGAAAACGCUUGUGCUGAUCAAACCCGAUGCAGUUGCUGCAGGCAAGGUCGAAGAAAUUAUCGAGCGGAUCAUGUAUCGCGGCUUCAAAGUCAUGCAGCGCGAAGAGGUUUCUUUCACCUCCGAGAGCGCCAUCCAGCUAUACGAACAUCACAAGCAGCAGCCAUGGUUCGAAGAUGCCAUCAUCCACCUGUCCAGCGAGCCUGUCAUCUGUCUGGUGAUCAAGGGCGAUGAUGCCAUCAACGGGUGGAGAGAAAUGAUCGGACCAACCGAUCCUGCGGAGGCGCGAGAGCAGUUCCCGAUGAGCAUUCGCGCUCUGUAUGGAACCGACAUUGUCAAGAAUGCCGUUCACGGCUCCGACAGCAUCGACAAUGCCAUCCGUGAGAUCCAGCAUCUGUUCCCCAGGGUUCUAGCACGAACUGGCUCGUUGGUGUUUGCCACACGGCCUGGCAGUGCCCGUGACAUGUCCCUCGAGAAUCUGCUCAAUAUGGAGCGAACCGUGGCACUCAUCAAGCCAGACGCCUAUGCUGCUGGCAAGAAGGACGAGAUUGUCGAAAGAAUCAAGUCAGAGGGAUUCACGGUCGUGGCUGAGAAGGAAGUCCACCUGUCGCUCGAGCUGGCGCAGGAGUUCUAUCGCGAGCACAACGGCAAGCCGUUCUUCGAAGAUCUGACGCAGUGGAUGAGCAGCUCGCCGAUAUACGCUAUGGUGCUGCAAAAGGAAUCUGCGAUCAAUUCAUGGCGAGAGUUAGCCGGCCCUACCAACUCGGUGAAGGCCAAGGAAAUUGCACCGAACAGUAUCCGCUCCCUCUAUGGGACAGACGGAUCGCAAAAUGCAGUCCACGGAUCUGACUCGCCCUCCUCUGCUGAGCGAGAGAUCAAAGUCAUAUUCGGGGAAGAAGUCGCGCCGCUCCCGCCGAAUGUGGCGCCAUCCAAGCGAACCAGCCGUGUGAUUCACGAGUCUGCCCGCCGACUGUCCAAAGACCUCCAAAGAACAUUUGCACUCAUCAAACCCGAUGCCUAUGGCGCCGAUAAGAAGGGCGAUAUUAUCGAGAAAAUCAAGGCCAGCGGCUUCAACAUCGUCAAAGACCAGGAAGUCCAGUGGACACUCGAGCAAGCGCAGGAGUUUUACAGAGAGCACGAGGGCAAGCCCUUCUUUGAGGGUCUCACCACCUGGAUGAGCAGCGCACCAAUCUACGCCAUGAUCUUGGAGAAGCCGAACGCCAUCUCGGCCUGGCGCGAGCUUGCGGGCCCGACCAACUCUGAAAAGGCUCGGGAGCUUGCACCUCAAAGUAUACGAGCACUUUUCGGAACCGACGGCACCAAGAACGCUGUCCACGGCUCUGAUUCAAAGCCGUCUGCGGCACGCGAGAUUGGGCUCGUCUUUGGCGACGGGUUUAUUUCCAAGGCGGGCUCGCUGGCUGUCCUGAACAGCGGAGACAUGUCGGAGCUUCAGAGAACUGUUGCCUUGAUCAAGCCCGAUGCCAUGGGUGCCGGCAAGAAAGACGAGAUUAUCGCCAAGAUCAAGCAAGCCGGUUUCACGAUUGUCAAGGAGGCCGAAAUGCAGUGGCCAGAGGCAACCGCAAAGGAGUUCUACAAGGAGCACGCCGAAAAGCCAUUCUAUGGCGAGCUUGUUGCGUGGAUGAGCAGCGCCCCGAUAUACGCAAUGGUUCUUGAGAAGGAGGAUGCCAUCAAGGCUUGGCGGGAGCUCGCCGGCCCCACCAACUCGGAGAAAGCCAGGGAGUCCAGUCCAAGCAGCAUUCGUGCAUUGUUUGGAACCGACGGCUCCAAGAACGCGGUGCAUGGAUCGGACUCGCCGACAUCUGCAGAAAGGGAAACCAUGAUCGUCUUUGGAGACAACUUGCGUAGUUCGGUUGCAGCGAACUACGGUGUCCAAGGCGCCGUGUCCGAGCCAAAGCUUGAGCAAACUCUGGCUUUGAUCAAACCCGAUGCCUAUGGCGCUGGAAAGAAGGACGGGAUCGUCGCACGCAUCAAAGGAAGCGGAUUCAGCAUCGUCCGUGAGGCCGAGGUGACAUGGACUCCCCAACAAGCCGGAGAGUUCUACAGAGAGCAUGAGGGCAGGCCGUUUUACGAGACUCUUGUGACCUGGAUGAGCAGUGCGCCCAUAUAUGCCAUGGUCCUGGAGAAGGAGUCGGCUAUAACAGCUUGGAGAGCGCUGGCCGGACCGACCAACUCGGAGAAGGCGCGAGAAACAGCCCCAGACAGCAUACGAGCGGCGUACGGAACCGACGGUACACACAACGCCGUGCACGGAUCCGACUCGCCAGGAUCGGCCCAGAGGGAGAUCGGGAUUGUUUUUGGCAGCUCGGCGGCGCAGGGCCAGGCCGCACCGCAAUCUUCGGGCGAUCUGGCAGGCAAAGGCAGCGACAAUGCCGCCGCUCCGGGCCCUGGGGCACCCACGACUCAGCCCAACUCGAAGGCAGGCUCCCGAGUGCUAUCUCGAUCGGAUACAGGAGUGGACUCGAAGCUUGACGCCCCGAUUGCCUCGGCCGACGGAAGUGCCCCUGUUGAAGUUGUCCCUUAGUGCGGCUCUGAUCGGAUGUAGAUGCACGGCCGUGUCUCUGGGUCCACUUGGCAGAGUGUGAUGCUUGAAGCGGGGCUCCGAGGCCAGCUUGCGAUUCCGUUGCGGCCACCACAAUACACAUCCAUUUGAAAUGA